AUGCCAAUUCUGGGUGUUGUACUCUUACUUUCAAUCGCUGUAAACGGUCUUGAAAUCGGUAAAACUACCUUUAUACCAAUUAUGUUAACGUUUGUAUUGCCUUUUAAAGUUUUCUAUAUUAUCCUUUACACUUAAUUCUGAACUUUUGAAAACAAAGCUGUAAAGUUGGGUUUUGCACGUAGUAAUAGUUAUUACAGUGUAAUUACUGGACUGUCAGUGUUUCCCAAUAAUGAUUUUAUUACUUUCUGCUUCACUUUACUCAUCGAUGUGAUUCCAGAACUGCCCGAGGUGAUAUGUUCGCAAGAUGUGAUGAAGGUAACGUUCAGGAACGCGAGCCAUCUGUCGCGAGGUCGGGUCUACGUGGUGGGCCAUGAGGAGAGUGAACGGUGUGUGUUUGGGGUCAAACAAGCCGUGAACAUUCCGCUGCUUCAUUGUGCUGACAUCAAGCCCUUGAACAAUGAUAACAAUGGUCUUGUCAAGGUUAACGUCUAUAUCAGAGUCACUCCCCAUCCGGUAGGUUGUUUUACGAGUUCGGGAGCCGACUUUUUGUUUUCCAAAGUUGCGCGAAAUUCGAAAUUCUGUUUAUUGUAAAUUACUUCGAAACAUCACGGAUUACUGUAUUUACGAUAAAACAACCAUAGUAAUAGAACAACAUAACUACAUUUCAGUUUCUAAUAACUGGAGACAGUAAAGAGUUUCACCUUGAAUGUAAAGGAUUAGAGAAGACAUCAUUGUACGGUAACUACAAUAAUCCCCACACAAAUACAGUAUGCCAACACAAUGUAAAGACAUCAGGAAGAGAGAAUCGUCUAGAAGAGAUCAUAUUUCAUGAAUGGACGUGCUCGGAACAGUACGGCAUUGAAGACUUUAUAAUGUGGAUCCGAGAGGUUACUGUAAUUUCUCGUAGGAAGGAAGAAGUUACCGUAAUAAGCAACAAUGGUUGUACUAAAGACGAUGCCAUCAUCUCCAACUUGCACCCAUCGUUGUCUGGAGUUCAGAAGAUAACAGCGUUGAGUCAGUUCUUCAAGUUUCCCAUCGAAAACUCCUUCAGAAUCAGGACCAGCAUCGUGCUAGUGCCCCGAAUCAUCAACGGAAGGGUUCAAAACGUAAGUGACCAGAAGAUAUGUUUUAAAACCAUAAAUCUGUAUGAUUUUAAAUAUUUUAGUUUGUGGAUUGUCACAAUUUGGACUUGAGAGCGUUUACUGACAGUGUAGGCUCCGUCUCUACAGAUACGAUGACUGACUGGAUCAGCGUCGAAGAAGGUAGGCUAUCUACAUAAAAAAUAGACAACAUUACAUUUUCUAAUGUAAUGUAAUAUUACUUUAGAAAACCCUCAUCAAGGUGAAUGCCCCAGUUUACUGAUAAACCAAGAGCUGGAGCCGUUCAACAGGAUCAACGAUACGACAGAAUCAUUCUUGGAGUUGUUAAACACUAUUAAUACGACAGGUAAGUAAGGGAUUGUUUUUCAACGACACUAACAAGACUAUAGAGAUGUUAUUGUUUACUCUGACAGUAAAACUUAAAAUCGUAUGGUCGGAGUUACAUACUGCACUAAUUAUACCUAAUUGUAAACUAAUAUUUUACAGGGAAUACUAAUAGAAGAGAGUUCCGCAUCAACGACGUAAUCUUGAACCAGCUGAACCAAAGUGUUACUAUGGUAAUGUUCAAAGAUCAGAACAGAUACGAUGUCACCUUUCCUUUGAAACGGGUACGUCUGACAUUACCUUAAAUAUUUUUGCGAUUUUUUUUGUGUAUGCGACGUCUUGGCUUUUAAUUUGAAGUUUUUGAUGUACUACCUUGCAUAUGAUUUCAAUUUUUUUAAAUAUGAUAACAAAGUUUUAAUUUUAAGGCUGUUUAUAUUAUUGUAGAAGUCCCACUGCUCAUGGCAUGUUCUAAACACCGCACUGUUAUGCUGGAGUAUAGCGUCAGUACUCGUCUGGAUGGUGCAAUUGUCUAUCAAACUCUACUCGUAUCUGGCCAAAGAGUUUGCCCCACCCAUGCCCGAAGAUGAUGACCUGCCUCAGCCAUGCAAGUCGUGGGCCGACCCCUACAAAGUGAACCAGAACAUGAUGGGGAAGAGCGCGGACUACCUGGAGUUCGAGCGUCGCCGCUUCUUCUGA
This is a messenger RNA of Bursaphelenchus okinawaensis, 2120 nucleotides long. Lineage: Eukaryota; Metazoa; Nematoda; Chromadorea; Rhabditida; Aphelenchoididae. The record is from the annotation of a GenBank genome assembly.